This is a messenger RNA of Osmerus eperlanus (European smelt), 2269 nucleotides long. It is a transcript of the gene glrbb, whose product is annotated as glycine receptor, beta b. Gene Ontology annotation, molecular function: glycine binding; extracellularly glycine-gated chloride channel activity; transmembrane signaling receptor activity. The transcript is spliced from 9 exons. Gene Ontology annotation, biological process: regulation of membrane potential; chloride transmembrane transport; neuropeptide signaling pathway. Gene Ontology annotation, cellular component: postsynaptic membrane; neuron projection; plasma membrane. The coding region runs from base 398 to 1366 and encodes 322 amino acids. The record is from RefSeq and is a predicted model, not a curated record. NCBI's taxonomy places the organism in Eukaryota, Metazoa, Chordata, Actinopteri, Osmeriformes, Osmeridae.
GUGGUGAUGAUGCUGGGCAUGUAGGCUUGUCAGCCUCUAAGCAUCUUGCUACUGCGCAUGUUGCAUGACAGGUGCACACGCUAGCCUCCAUCUUGGGUUUCCCCAACAUAGGCUAAACGUACAGCAGCGCCAUACACUAAAUCAAAAUAAAAAAAAAUAAAAAAACAAAACAGCGGGAAACCAAAAUAAGAAAAUGUUGGCAGUCUGCCUAAAUGUAGGUAUUGAAUUCAAAUGUAAUUUUCAUUUAUGAAUGCGAGAGAGACAGACAGAAUGGGAGAAGAGGAGAUCAUGAAAAACAAGGACCAAGACGCGUCAUGAAGGCUCACUGAAGACCACUUGCAGAGUCAGCGUUAGGAACAAGAAAAUAAAAAUAACUGGCGUACGGCGAAGCGUCAAGAUGAAGGAGAUGAAGCUGACCGCCUUUCUUCUCCUCCUCUUGGUUUGGAUGGAGGGAGGAUCCACCAAGGAGAAAGGAACUAAGAAAGGGAAGAAGAAAGGAAGGCAGGUCGACUGUCCCUCAGAGCUGUCAGCUGAGGACCUUGCACGGGUUCCUGAAAAUUCAACCAGCAACAUCUUGAACAGGUUACUGAUCACCUACGAUCCCAGAAUCAGGCCCAACUUCAAAGGCAUUCCUGUUGAAGACAAAGUGAACAUUUUCAUCAACAGCUUUGGGUCGAUCCAGGAAACCACCAUGGAUUACAGGGUGAAUAUCUUCCUGCGUCAGCGAUGGAACGACCCCAGGCUCAGACUUCCUCAGGACUUCAAGUCUGAAUCGCUCACCGUCGAUCCCAAGAUGUUUAAAUGCCUCUGGAAGCCAGAUCUGUUCUUCGCCAACGAGAAAAGUGCGAACUUCCACGAAGUCACCCAGGAGAACAUUCUGCUGUUCAUCUUCCGUAACGGAGAUGUUCUGAUCAGCAUGAGGUUGUCAGUAACUCUAUCGUGCCCCCUGGACCUCGCUCUGUUUCCCAUGGACACCCAGCGCUGUAAAAUGCAGCUGGAGAGCUUUGGCUACACCACAGAUGACCUGCGGUUCAUGUGGGAGACUGGAGACCCAGUCCAGAUGGAGGAGAUCGCCCUGCCUCAGUUUGAUAUCAAACAGGAGGACAUCGAAUACGGGAACUGCACCAAGUUCUAUGAAGGAACAGGUUAUUACACGUGCGUGGAGGUGAUCUUUACCCUGAGGCGCCAGGUGGGUUUCUACAUGAUGGGCGUGUACGCGCCCACUCUCCUCAUCGUGGUCCUGUCCUGGCUCUCCUUCUGGAUCAAUCCCGAUGCCAGCGCCGCCCGGGUUCCUCUGGUCGUUCAUCAUCACUUCCAUCCCAUCCCUCCAUCUGCUGUAGAGGGCGACCUCAUGACACCCCAGUAAAUGGGAUCAUCGCAGGUCAGUCAUUCUCACAGUGUGUGCUCAUUGGAUUUCGUUGCACAGAUGUUUGUGUGUGUGUGUGUAGCAUGUGUUUGUCUGUUUGUGUUGUUGGUGUUAUUCUUAUUGUCAGGUUUGUUUUGAGCCUGACAUAUUGCGAGGCUCGGUGUAGGUCAGUGCUUGUGGAGAUCAGAGGCUAACUCUUGUUUUGUCCCCACUGGAAAAAUUGUCGUUGAGGGGCAACGUUGUAUCAGCUAUCAGCUCCCCAAACAGAAACAACACCUUCUUUGUGGUUUAUAAAACAGGUCAGGGCUGGGUAAUCAUCUUUACAGCACAUUCAGAGUCUUUUAUAUAACGGCCUAGAUUAAUUGUUUGUUCCCGGAAAAAACUGUGAAAGCAGUCUAUUAUCGGACCACAGGUGAACUCACAUUAGCACUACAACGGGAAAGGUAAAACAGGAUUCAUGGAGUUUGUAAUUAGUCUUUUGUUUUAAGUCCUGCAGCAGUGAUUGUGAUGAUUUCUAUCAUAAUUUAUCUGUUCAACAACCCCAUUUAUGUAAUUCUUCGACAGCUAUAUAAUAGUUACAAUGUUCUAAACAGCGAGUGAGUUACAUAUUGGAACAAGCAGGUAUUGUACUGUACACCGUCUUGGGCUGAGGCAAACAAACAUUCGGAAAUUGUAUUGUAUUGAAGAUCAUUGUAGUUUUCAGCUGUCCGGCUUAGCUACCACCAACAUAAAUCAAUUAGGUUUAAAAAUUAAAACUUUAAGCUAAACUUCGAGGCACAUAAAGUACUGUAGAUGUCAGAUCAGACGUCCACCCCGAAGGGACGCAGAGAUCCUCCUCACAGCAGCAGCUCAGGUCCAGCCUCCCUCCCUGACCUUGCCCUGACAAGGUUGUCCGGCUCUCUG